AUGGAAGGGGGGUGGCCUGCUGGGGGGGGAUUCCUCCUCUACCUCACUGUCAACCUUCUGCUUCCAGGAAAAGGUGACACUUUCACCAUCAAUUGCUCAGGCUUUGACCAGCAUGGGGUGGAUCCUGCUGCCUUCCAAGCAGUGUUUGACAGAAAGGCCUUCCGUCCAGUCGUCAACGACAGCAUCCCCACUCGUGUCAACAUCUCCUUCACCCUGUCUGCCAUCCUGGAAGUGAAUGCACAGCUCCAGCUUCUGACGUCAUUCCUGUGGAUGAAUUUGAUGUGGGACAAUGCCUUCAUCAGCUGGAACCCAGAAGAGUGUGCCAGCAUCAAUAAACUCACUGUAUCAGCUGAAAACCUGUGGCUCCCAGACAUCUUCAUUGUGGAAUCCAUGGAUGUAGAUCGAGCACCUCCAGGUCUCACUGUAUUCGUCAGCAGUGAAGGUCAAAUGACCUACGACCGGCCAGUGCGGGUGACCAGCAUCUGUAAUCUAGACAUCUUCUACUUCCCUUUCGACCAACAGAACUGCACCUUCACCUUCAGCUCCUUCCUCUAUACAGUGGACAGCAUGCUACUGGGCAUGGACAAGGAAGUGUGGGAGAUAACAGAUACAUCUCGCAACCUCAUCCAGACCCAGGGAGAGUGGGAGCUCCUGGGCAUCAACAAAGCCACCCCAAAGAUGUUGGUGGGCAGCAACCUAUAUGACCAGAUCAUGUUCUAUGUGGCCAUCAGGCGCAGGCCCAGCCUCUACAUCAUAAACCUUCUGGUGCCCAGUGGCUUUCUGGUUGCCAUUGAUGCCCUCAGCUUCUACCUGCCGGCAGAAAGUGAGACUCGUGCCCCAUUCAAGAUAACACUUCUGCUGGGCUACAACGUCUUCCUGCUCAUGAUGAAUGACUUACUCCCUGCAACUGGCACCCCUCUCAUCAGUGUCUACUUUGCCCUGUGUCUGUCCCUGAUGGUGAUCAGCCUGCUAGAAACCAUCUUCAUCAUCCACCUGUCGCACAUGGCUACCACACAGCCCCCACCUAUGCCUUGGUGGCUCCACUCUCUGCUCCUCAACUGUGCAAGCCCAAGGAAGUGCUGCACCACUGCACCUGGGAAAGGAAAUAAGGGCCUCGGCCUCACCCUCACCCACCUGCACGGUAUGAAGAAGCCCGUGGAGUUAGUGGAGAAUGUGCCAGGUGCCAGAGGGACAGGGUUAAAUGGGUGUCCUGGGUCAACAAGGGCUCAACAGGAAGAUGAGGCUCAGAAGCAGCACUUGGUCGACCUGUGGGUGCAGUUCAGCCACAUGAUGGACACCCUGCUCUUCCGCCUCUACCUGCUCUUCACGGCCACCUCCAUCAUCACAGUCAUCGUCCUCUGGAACACCUAGGCAGGCAUGCAUAUCCACUUGUCCCUGCAAACCACAGCCUGGAGUUUCUCUUGGUCUUAGAGCCAGCCAGUCCUGGGCCCCAUUCCUGAUCUUAGCCACUUAACCCCAGUGACUACCAUGUCCCCAUCUAUACUCCCCAAACUCCAACACAACUGUACCAAGCAGGUUCAGAAUAGCCCCAAACAAUUUCCUGAUUUCUCAUAUGUCAUUCCUACACACUUUAAGAGUUCCUUAGCCACACACAACUUCUGACUCUCUUAUCAAUGGAGCUGAGGGUCAGCAGAAUCUCUCCUUGAUUGAUUGUCCCCCAAACGCAACUUUUCAGGAAGCACUGGCUCCUCAGUACAUUUGUAAUAGGUCCACAAACACUGGGACGUAGAGUCCUCUUGCAGAGGACUUGAUAGUUGACUUAAACAGCUGUAAUCUGAUUUGAUUUGAAGACACUUUCAGAAUUUUAAAAGAACGAAAAGGUCAAGUCUCAUUUGUAAAAAGUUACUAUAAAAUAUUUACAACAGGAAAAUGUUUCUUGUAUCAACUACUUUCACUUCACUUGCCUUCUCUCUCAUUCUUGAAAUUGCUCUUUGAAAUAAAUUAUAUAUUGUGUCCUUUUUCCCCCCUCUGAUUUCACAAAAUCAGAGAGGGCCUUCUGAAAACAUAUGUUUGGAGGAGGGCUGGGAAGACUAAGGGUUCAGGUUAGGAGCGUCUGGGUAGCUAGUUGGUUAAGUGUCUGACUCUUCAUUUUUGCUCAGGUCAUGAACUCACAGUUCGUGGAAUAGAGCUGUGGGGUAUGGAGACUGCUUAAACCUUCCUUCUGCCUCUCUCUUUCUCUCUCUCUCAAAACAAAACAAAACAAAACAAAACAGAACAAAAAAACCCCAAGGGGGUGGUUCAAGUUAAAUCAAUUAUCCUAUAGCCACAUAAUUAGUUGCUUUGUAGCCAUUUAAAGUAAGAAUGUAGAUCUAUGUUCAUACCAUAGAAACAGGACCAUGAUAUAUAAAGUGGGAAAAACAAGUUAUUACACAUAAUUUCUGUUAAAAAAAAAAAAAAAAAAAGGAGGGCUGGAGAGAAGGGCAGAGAAAAAGGUAUGGAUGGCUAGAGACCAAAACAUAAGCAAACUUUGUC
Messenger RNA from Neofelis nebulosa (Clouded leopard), 2493 nucleotides. RefSeq names its product 5-hydroxytryptamine receptor 3C (gene HTR3C). Bases 1 to 1371 code for a protein of 456 amino acids. The transcript has 9 exons. The record is from RefSeq and is a predicted model, not a curated record. Gene Ontology annotation, molecular function: extracellular ligand-gated monoatomic ion channel activity; transmembrane signaling receptor activity; neurotransmitter receptor activity. Lineage: Eukaryota; Metazoa; Chordata; Mammalia; Carnivora; Felidae. Gene Ontology annotation, cellular component: membrane; synapse; neuron projection. Gene Ontology annotation, biological process: signal transduction; nervous system process; chemical synaptic transmission.